AUGACUAACUACUACUUCCACUACUACUACCACUACUGCUCCUUCUACUACUGCAGGGGUUGGGAACCCUUGCACUACUACUACCACUACUGUUACUACUACUUCCAUUAUUACUACCACUACAGCUACUGCUACUUCCAUUACUACUACCACUACGGGUACUUCCAUUAUUACUACCACUACAGCUACUACUACUUCCAUUACUACUACCACUACAGCUACUACUACUUCCAUUACUACUACCACUACCGCUACUAUUACUUCCAUUAUUACUACCACUACAGCUACUACUACUUCCAUUACUACUACCACUACAGCUACUGCUACUUCUAUUACUACUACCACUACAGCUACUGCUACUUCUAUUACUACUACCACUACAGCUACUACUACUUAUAUUACUACUACCACUACAGCUACUACUACUUCCAUUACUACUACCACUACAGCUACUGCUACUUCUAUUACUACUACCACUACAGCUACUACUACUUCCAUUACUACUACCACUACAGCUACUGCUACUUCUAUUACUACUACCACUACAGCUACUACUACUUCCAUUACUACUACCACUACAGCUACUGCUACUUCCAUUACUACUACCACUACAGCUACUACUACUUCCAUUACUACUACCACUACUGCUACAGGUACUUCCACUGCCACUACCACUACUGCUACUGCUACUUCCACUACUGCUACUUCCACUAG
Amblyraja radiata (thorny skate) is the source of this 714-nucleotide messenger RNA. RefSeq names its product histidine-rich glycoprotein. The transcript has 2 exons. Lineage: Eukaryota; Metazoa; Chordata; Chondrichthyes; Rajiformes; Rajidae. Bases 1 to 714 code for a protein of 237 amino acids. The record is from RefSeq and is a predicted model, not a curated record.